AAUUGCAAUUCACAAUUGGAGUUGAGUGAGUGUGAGUGUGGACUGUUGUUACCGAUACCCAAAUAAGUAAAGCUUGCUUUGUUUUAUACUUGGUCGACGGAAAAAUGAAAAGAAGAGAAUGAAACCAAUAUCAGGUCAGGUAUUGUCAGAGUUUCAUUACGUUAGCUCUAGUCAGUUUACGCAACACGGUGUGUUAAUAUGUUAAAUAGAAGCAUUGGUUUGCUAGUUGCAUUCAUCCAGGUUUUGCAAUGGUUCCCUACAGCUCAAACAAUCGAUCCGAAAACUUUCGUCGGAUCCAAGUUAGAUGUGUUGUCCGUUGGUAAAGGAAAAACAGAUGUGUCUGAUUCGAUUCAAAAUUUGAAGCAAGUAAUAUCAGAUAUUUCGGAACACCAGAUUGUUUUAAAACGUUCGAACAUACGCCUCAACUAUACGAGUGACUCGAGAAAAAUGCUCCUGACUCGUACUGAAAAACGCGGAUCCUUCUAUAUUUUUAUUGAAAACGAAAUUCAACGUAUAACUAUCUAUCACGAUGUCCUGCAUGUUGUACCAAUUGCUCAAAUUAAUGAUAUUAAGGGAGUGGAUGGCGUCGAUGAGUUCGAGGUAGAAGAGUUUCAUUCCCAUGCCAAUAAAACCUACCUCAUAGUGUGUGUUCACCUUAAGGAUCGAUUUCAAAUUUAUCAGAUCCUACAAGGACAGCUGAACGACAAUAAAGCACUUAAAUCGAUUCAAAAAAUACGUCGGCGUGGGCAGUCUAUAAAAACAUUUCUGGUGGAACAUGAGUCCAAUUUAUAUCUUAUUACCAGUUACCUAGAAUCAAACGCAGGGAAAGUCGAAGUGUACCGCUGGUUAAACUUUCAUUUUUCUCUGGAAGACAUUAAGGAUGUACCAAGACACGACGGAUUAAUAGUACACAGCAACAAGCAAUUAGUUAUAUUAGUGGUACGUUCUGCUGUGUAUCCAGAGCGCGCAAUGAACCAUAUUUAUGUAAUGAACGAGAACCGCAAAUUCGUAAAAACACAAGAAAUGUACUUCUUGUUCAAUCGAUUGCCGUUUUAUCGAGUUAACAGUGAUUUGUAUAUAUUGCGCUGUCUUGCAUCGGAUAAAUGUUUCUUGUACAAAUGGAAUCGCGAAAGUUUGUUUAUUCGUGUCAGUAAAAUUGGUUUUGAUCCUAGAAAUAUUGAUUAUUUGGAUUCACGGCACAGUAUUAUUGUAAUUUCGUCUAACAACGUGUUAUAUUUUUUUUAUAAACAACCUCUACUGAAAGCAACUGCGUCUUACGUAUCAAUAGAUCAUUUUGGAAAUACUGCUGAUAUUUUUCCAAUGAAUAACGAAGUUAGUUACAUCUAUAUAUAUAAGGAAUCGGAUACCGGCAAACUUUAUCUCUGCAUAAUAUACAAGAAGGGCGAAAUGGAAUUCAUCGAACUUCAAUUGAACGAGCAACGAGAAGCGGAUGUCUACGAAGGUGAUCCAGCCAGGUUCAAUGCUCUGAAAACAUGUCUGAUGGAUUUUAAAAACACAGUAAAUUUACGGAAAAUUUGGACUGAUUUGAUAAGAUAUCACAUGAAAAAUGUACUAAGUGUUUGUCAAAAUACCUUUCCAAGUCACUUGAUGUUCACCAAAAAUUUAUUUGCUGAAAACACUAACAUCAUAAAGCAAAUAUUUGUUAAUGGAUUUAUCAAAGACAGCCCCAGUGUGAUCCAUCAGGAGUGGAAUGCCUUAAGGAAGAAUAUUCAUGAGAUGCUAGCGCGUUCUAGGAAUUUGAUUUAUCUCAAUAGAGCUAAUACAAUGGAAUCAGAUUUUAAAAUAAUGGGGAAUCUGCACACAAAUAAGGCUCAGAUGCACAGGAUUACUAUUCAACGUCCAGAAUCACAUAUUGUGCGAAAUAAAAGGCAUUAUCGGCCUCAGAAAAAAAUCGCACAGAGAACUAUAAACGUGAAAGAGUUUAAACAUAACGGGACUUUGUUUAAAGAUAUAUUGUUGAAGAAAAAACCCAACCAUGCAUCGUUCCAUGGAAAUAUUAGGAACAUGAAAACGUCAUCGGUUAAUUUAAAAAAUGAAAAAAUCAAUGGAAUAAGCAUGAUUCAAACAUUAUUCAACACAAAUAACGGAAACAUCGUAGAACGGGGAAGGAAAAUAUUUCAAGCAAUUGAUACAAAAAAUAUCAAAACUUUAUCUGUCAAUGAUCACCUCUUCCGACAACAAUUCGCCAAUUUGAGAAGUGUUUCAUUUUUCAAAACACGCAGUGAUAGUAUCAUUCAAUUGUCUGGUAUUCGUGAGGCUACAACCCUCAAUGUUGACAGAAAAAUGAAUAAUAUUCUCAUCUUGAAUCUGAUGGAACAAUUGUAUUAUACAAAUAAAGCACUCGUUGUAGCAGGGAAUAUACAACUUCAAUCGUGUGCUUCCAUCAGGAACGUUCUCUGUUCCUCUAUUAAUUCCCGUAUGACUAACAUCCUCUUUGACUUGAAAACAAAUCAGUCAGUUUUUUCAAGUAUGCAUAUGUUUAGAGUUCAUACCACAGCUCUGAAUUAUCAACUCCUAAAUGGGCACAAUAUCGGUAGGAAUGCAGCAUCGACCAAAGCAACGAAAUUCAUUGAAAAAGCAUCAGUUUCGAAUUUUGUUGUAAUCGGUGACCUUGCACUAUCUGCUGAAGCUAGAAACACUACACGACAUGUACUUGGAACAAACAUCGAGGAUUUUUUUCAUAUUUAUACAGGUCGAGUAUUACUCAAAGGAUCCUUGACAUUGAACAAUUUGAAAACGAGCAGUCGAAAAAAUCAAAGUUUUGUCAGAAAAUUUGUCAUUUCAUCGAUAGAAGACCAUUUCUGGAUGAAAAAAUCAAAACAGAAUAUCAAUAAUAUUGUGUUUUUGCGGCCCGUUCAAACUACUCAACUACUCUGUGUGGAAUUGAAUUAUAACGAUGCUACUGAACAUCUUAAAAAGGAUAAUUGGCACACAAAUACAAUUGUGAACCUUUUAGAAAUACACAUAUCAGGCAACAUGCAGUCUCACACACCCAUCAAAACUUUCCUGAAGUAUAUAGACUCUGGAAUUGUGCGGAGAGAAUCCAUAUCAAAAGUAUUUGGUUAUAAAAUAUUUACAUCAUCAAUAGAUGUAGACAUACUAAUAACAGACAACGUCAAUUUAAUUCAUACUGGAGACUUUAUGACUCGAGUUGGUUCUGUUAGAGUAUUCCGCGAUCUCAAGCAUAUCGGCAAUCUGGAAAUAGAUGAAUGCUUCGUUGGAUUGUUGGGAACAUUCGUUGUUGAGUAUCUACAUGGGAGUUUACUGCAGGACAUAAUUGACUAUUGCGUUAAUUCUCGUGAUAUUCAAAGAAUUAACCAAAUUACACUCCUUGAUAUGACCGCUAAGUACAUGAAUGCACACCUGAUUAAUGAAUCCAAAGUAAAGCAUUUAAUUAGAGAAUCAAAUUUCUCGAAAACUUCUAUUGAUACGUUUGCGAAAUUAUUGAAAGUUGAUAAUCUUGUGAUAGAUGGCAAUAUUAUUAUUACAAAUCAGAUCAUUGUUGAAUAUUUGAACUUAGUCAAUAUAAAAGAAUAUUUUAUACUCUUGGCUCAAAAGGACCAAGAUAGCACCUUGAAAAAUCGUGAAAUCGGAGGCAGCAAGAUGCUUCCAACUGGUAGUGCUGUAGACGCAUACUUCUUCAAUAUGCAACUGAACGAUAUAAUAAUGAAUAAUUUUCUACAUGAUGCUGUGAGGAUCUCAAUUCAUCAAAACAUCAUUAAGUCAUGGUUUUUCAAUAUUAUGAGGACCGAAUAUAUUACUACGAAGCAAGUGAAUGAUGUUCUCACUAAUAAGAUAGUCGAAGCAAACUCGCGAGAGUUCAAAAUUCAACAAGAUGUUGCAGUCAAAACCUUAGUAGUGUCUUCUAAUUCACAAGGAAAUAUCAUUACAAACAUUUCGGACAUUCGAACUCCACUGAAAAUGAAAAUGAUUUCAACUUUUCUCAUACAUGGAGCGUAUUCACAACAGCACAAUAAAAAAGGAACCGUUUUCCUUGAUAUAAUAAUAUCAAGCGUCACAAGUGACUAUGGCACAACUGAAGGAAAAAUUGUUUUACAUGGAGAUUCUACCGAAAUUCAGAGCGCCACAUACAGUAAACAUAUACUGAAUAAAAACUGUGAUUUUCUAAGGAUAAUUAAGGAUUCGGUAAGACAUAAUCAGCGUUCGGUAACAUUCAUUGGAAGAGGACGUGUUUACCACAAUGUGAUUGCCAGAAAAAAUGUAUUAUCAAUAGAGUUGAAAAGUGAAACAGUUAACGGAGUUAAUUUAAAUCGAUUGGAUAUUAGCAUCCACAAUAUUGUUCUACAGCAAGAUCAAUACAUAAUCAACACGAACAAAUAUUUUGAAUUUGGUUUGCAGUUGGUACGCUUGAUCACUCAUGAUAAACAUUUCGCAAAUCUAUAUCCGCCCAACAAGCCAAAUCAAUCCAACGGUGAGGUACAAGCAAACCACCAUCGCUUCGAAGCUCUAGUUAUGGUUACAGGCGACGUGUUCAUCGGUACAAUCAACAAUUUUCCCUUGCAGGAUUUCUUGAGUAUGCGAGUGAUAAAGAAUCAUUCUAUUUCACAAGUAUAUAUGCAAACUUCACAACAAAUAACCGGAAAUAUGACAUUUUCGUUGCUAGUCUUCUAUAAAAACGAAAAUAUUAUUCAAACAAUUAAUCGGAUUCUAGUAAGCGAAAUCAUAACUGAAACUUUGGGCGAUCAUCAAAUCAUAUCUGGACCUAAAUGGUUGCUGAGAAAUUUGUUCCCAAAUGGACCAACAUCAGUUAAACGUUGUAAUGGAUACUACGUUUUAGAUACAUACAAGUCAAGCUACUUAUUGCAUGAUGAACAGUUCCACUCAGAAAACAUAAUAUUUAUUAAAGAAAGUAUAAUACAACAAGGCAUAUCUGCUCGAAUAUUAUUCAACAACAACUCAGUGAAGAGAAUGAUGGGGUUACGAUUUCUCCCAGUAGAAAAUCUAUUCCCAUUAAUACCAUCAAUACGUGAAUUGAUUUUCUCUCGCAGAUCGUAUCAAAAUGCAGCAGCUUAUGUUCCGUACAUUGAAAAUACUGUCGAUGCCAAUGAAUUUCGUAGUACUUUCCGGCGAGAUUCCAAGGAACCAAAUGGAUCUGAUAACAUUAUUAUUAACGAGGUAUACAUUAAUGAGGUAAAGCAACUCAAUCUAACGAUUCGCUUCAAGAAUCAACACUUUGAAACAGAAUCUGUUAGCCAUCUGAUAAUUGGCCGUCUGGAACAAGUAGACUGGGCAGAGAUAACUUACAAAGAAAUGAAACAGCGGCUUGUACUGCUAUUGAUUAUGGAAGAUGGCCGAUAUGUUUUAAACUUGUUUGCUCACAAGGAUGAUGGUCUCAUUGAACAGCAAGCAAUUACAUCACUGUCAUCAUUUAGUAAAUUUCAGCUUGUGCAACAUAAUUCCACAUCAACUUUUAUGACAUUAUCACAAUCAAUCGAAGUGCCUCCAGAUAAUGUUGUCUACAAGAUACAGUUGUUCUAUUACGAUGUUGAAGUAAUGCGAUUUGUGCACUUCCAAACAAUGAGAGACUACUACAGAUUUGCUAUAGCUGUAGCAUUGCAUGAAAAGGUCAUGCUUAUUGUUGCGAAAACCAAUUCAAACGUUUUGAUGGUUAUGGAACUUGUUGACAAUGUGCUCUAUCAGAAAAUUAUGUUUCAUUCUAACGUCGCAUCAGUUGAAGUAUUAAAUUUAGAAGAUUCCGUAGCACUGAAAACGAUAACGAUGGAUGAUAUUGUUCACGUUUACGUACACGUCCCACUCGAGAAUGAAAAGUCGAUCACGAUCGGAUUGCGAAAUUUCCAAACUCAUUCGGGUUCCGGAAUAGAGGGAUGGAAACACUUUUCAAAUGGAAGAAGAUGAGAACGUGUAAUAAAACAAUCAUUCGAAAAAUGGCAAUUAUAUAAUAUAAAAAUAUUAUGAUAUUAAAAUAAACUAAAACAUGCAAAAUAACAUUAAAAAAUUGAUGGGUCUGGGCCUAUGGGCAUGGACGGGAUCUUGACAUAGAACAAUGAUUGUGUGAAGUAAUUGCGUUUGAAUUGAGUUUUUUCAUUGUUCAUCAUCAUCUGUAUUUUUGUUCUUUUGAUGGAAGAAGAUUAAAACGUCUAAUAAAAUAAUCAUGUGAAAAAUGGCAAUUAUAUAAUAUAAAAAUAUUAUGAUAUUAAAUAAA
Molecule: messenger RNA, 6205 nt
Organism: Toxorhynchites rutilus septentrionalis
Lineage: Eukaryota; Metazoa; Arthropoda; Insecta; Diptera; Culicidae
Gene: fs(1)M3
Exons: 17
Coding region: 199-5898 (1899 amino acids)
Source: RefSeq, a predicted model, not a curated record